GCCUGCUCUCCGGCCCUCUGUCAGCCAUGAUGUCCUCCAGGUCUCGGCAAACAUACUCCUCCAAAGGGGGCUUCAGCUCCAACUCUGCCAGUGGAGGGGGUGGGUCCCGGGCCCACACCAGCUUCAGCUCGGUGACAGUGUCCCGUAGCAGUGGUGGUGGUGGUGGCACCCGCUAUGGCCCCAGCAGUGGUGGCUUUGGCAGCCGGAGCCUCUAUAACUUGGGGGGCAACAAGAGCAUCUCAGUAAGUGUGGCUGGAGGGGCCUCCUCUGGGAGGGCUCCUGGAAGCUUUGGCCUUGGCAGCAGGGCAUUUUCGGGCCUGGGGGCCAGCAGGCAGACAUUUGGGCCUGUCUGUCCUCCUGGUGGGAUCCAGGAGGUCACCAUCAACCAGAGCCUGCUGACCCCCCUCAAUGUGGAGAUUGACCCAGAGAUCCAGCGAGUGCGCACUCAGGAGCGGGAGCAGAUCAAGACCCUCAACAAUAAGUUUGCUGCCUUCAUUGACAAGGUGCGGUUCCUGGAGCAGCAGAACAAGGUUCUGGAGACCAAAUGGGCGCUGCUGCAGGAGCAAGGCCAGAACUCGGGAGUCACUAGGAACAACCAGGAGCCCCUCUUUGAGGCCUACCUGGGCAACCUGCGGAGGCAGCUGGACAGUAUCCAGAGUGAGCGGGGGAGGCUGGAUGUGGAGCUGAGGAACAUUCAGGAUCUCGUUGAGGACUAUAAGAACAAGUACGAGGAUGAAAUCAACAAGCGCACUGCUGCAGAGAACGAGUUCGUGGUGCUCAAGAAGGAUGUGGAUGGUGCAUACAUGUCCCGAAUGGAUCAUCAAGGCAACUUGGACAACUUGCUCCAGGAGAUUGAAUUCCUACAGCAACUCUAUCAGAUGGAGCUGAGCCAAGUGCAGACCCACGUGUCUGACACCAAUGUGGUCCUCUCCAUGGACAACAACCGCAGUCUGGACCUGGACAGCAUCAUUGCUGAGGUCAAGGCUCAAUAUGAGCUGAUUGCUCAGAGGAGCCGGGCUGAGGCUGAAGCCUGGUACCAAACCCAGUAUGAGGAGCUGCAGGUGACAGCUGGGAAGCAUGGGGACAACUUGCGAGACACCAAGAAUGAGAUUGCUGAGCUCACGCGUACCAUUCAGAGGCUGCAGGGUGAGGUGGAUGCAGCCAAGAAGCAGUGUCAGCAGCUGCAGACGGCCAUUGCAGAAGCAGAGCAGCGUGGGGAGCUGGCGCUCAAGGAUGCUAAGAAGAAGCUUGGGGAUCUGGAUGUGGCUUUGCACCAGGCCAAGGAGGACCUGGCCCGGUUGCUGCGUGACUACCAGGACCUUAUGAAUGUCAAGCUGUCCCUGGAUGUGGAGAUCGCCACCUACCGCAAGCUGCUGGAGAGCGAGGAGAGCAGGAUGUCUGGAGAGUGUCCCAGUGCAGUCAGCAUCUCCGUGACAGGCAACUCCACCACUGUGUGCGGAGGCGGUACGGCUGGCUUCAGGGGUGGCGUCUCCUUGGGCGGGAGUGGAGGGGCCAGCAAGGGUGGAUUCAGCACAAGCCUAGGCUACAGCAAUGUCAAGGGAGGGCCGGUCUCUGGAGGCACCUCCAUCCUGCGGAAGACCACCACUGUCAAGACGUCCAGCCGGAGAUACUAGCUGGGGGCCCUUGCAAUCCUCUCCCUGCCUCUCUCACCCACCUCUGCUCCCCUCCUCACCUACCUUCCUAGGGGGCCAUAAAUCCAGCAUAUUCCAUACCAGGCUAUUUGCAUAUCAUUUGCAUUGUGAUAUUUUAGGGGCUAAAAUUGACUCAGGUUUUCUCCUUGGUUCAAGUCACCAGCUUGAGUGAUGUGCUUGGGUGAUUUGGGGGUGACCUUUUGACUCUUGAGAGGAGGCUGGAUUUCCCAGGGCAUUAUGGCUUCUCUCACUUCUCUGCCUGUCUGCUCUGAGUUCUGGGCAGGUUGGGGAGGAGGGAGAGGAGUUAGGAGUGGUCCCCAAAGACCCUUCAACUUCUCUAGUUCCCCCAGCAGACCUAACCC
Messenger RNA from Nycticebus coucang (slow loris), 2014 nucleotides. RefSeq names its product keratin 79 (gene KRT79). Gene Ontology annotation, biological process: keratinization; intermediate filament organization. The record is from RefSeq and is a predicted model, not a curated record. Gene Ontology annotation, cellular component: keratin filament. Gene Ontology annotation, molecular function: structural constituent of skin epidermis. The transcript has 9 exons. The coding region runs from base 27 to 1634 and encodes 535 amino acids. Lineage: Eukaryota; Metazoa; Chordata; Mammalia; Primates; Lorisidae.